AUGGCGUUCUUAUUCACCUCCAUUCAGGGUGGCGAAAUCGUCAUCUACUGGGGUCAAAACGGGAAUGAAGGAACCUUGGCCGAAACAUGCGCCACCGGAAACUAUGAUAUCGUGAUCCUUGCCUUCUUAUCCACAUUCGGCAACAAAACAACGCCGGUACUAAACUUAGCCGGUCACUGCAACCCGGCUUCUUGCUCCGUCUUGAGCGAUGAAAUCGAAGCUUGCCAGAAUCAAGGCAUCCAAAUUCUUCUUUCCCUUGGAGGUGGAUCCGGAAAAUACGGCCUUUCUUCCCCGGAGGAUGCCAACCAAGUAGCCCUAUACCUUUGGAACAACUUCUUAGGCGGCCAGUCAAAUUCUCGUCCUCUGGGAAAUGCGGUUUUAGAUGGUAUAGACUUCGACAUCGAAGCAGGAUCAGGCCAGUAUUGGGACAACCUGGCAAGGGCACUCAAAGGAUUCGACAGCUGCGUGUACUUAUCGGCGGCGCCACAAUGUCCGUUCCCAGAUGCACAUUUACAGACGGCCAUCAAAACCGGUCUUUUCGGCUAUGUUUGGUUUUAUAAUAACCCGCAGUGUCAGUAUGAUGAUUCGGGCAGUGGUGCCAAUAACCUUAUUGCCAGCUGGAAUCAGUGGACUUCGGUUCCGGCCAACCAGCUCUUUCUGGGCUUGCCGGCGUCGUCUAAUGCGACUAACGGCGGUUAUAUUCCGUCGGACGUGCUCAUUUCUCAGGUUCUUCCGUCGAUUCAGUCGGCUUCUAACUAUGGAGGAGUUAUGCUCUGGAACAAAGCCAAUGACCAGGGAUACAGCUCAGCUAUCCAGGGUAGCGUUUGA
Messenger RNA from Oldenlandia corymbosa var. corymbosa, 828 nucleotides. The record is from the annotation of a GenBank genome assembly. Lineage: Eukaryota; Viridiplantae; Streptophyta; Magnoliopsida; Gentianales; Rubiaceae.